CUCUCUCUCUCUCUCUCUCUCUCUCUCUCUCUCUCUCAUCUUUUCUUCUUCUUCAAUGGAGGGUUUCUACACCCACCUUUGCAUUUUUCUUUUCCUCCUAAUUACAUGGCCCAUCACAUCUGUUCAAGGCCAAGGCACACGUGUGGGUUUCUACUCUUCGACGUGCCCUCGAGCUGAGACUAUCGUCCGUGACACCGUCCAAGCACAUUUCCGCUCUGAUGCCACAGUUGCACCAGCGCUUCUCCGCAUGCAUUUCCAUGAUUGCUUUGUCAAUGGUUGUGAUGGGUCGAUUCUUCUUGAUGGGCCCGAUGCCGAGAAGACAGCCCUGCCUAAUCGUCUCUUGAGGGGAUAUGAUGUUAUUGACGAUGCUAAGGCUCAGCUGGAAAGGGAGUGCGCUGGUGUUGUGUCGUGUGCCGAUAUUCUCGCACUUUCCGCUCGGGAUUCUGUUGUUCUGACAAGAGGACUAACCUGGAGCGUGCCCACCGGGCGUAGAGACGGGACGGUCUCAUUAGCAUCUGACACUGAUAAUCUACCGUCCUUCACCGACUCAGUCGAUGUGCAGAAGCAGAAGUUCGCUGAUAAGGGCCUCAACACUCAGGAUCUCGUCACCCUCGUAGGUGGGCACACCAUUGGAACCACGGCGUGCCAGUUUUUCAGUUACAGACUGUAUAACUUCACCGCAACUGGCAAUGGCGCCGAUCCAACCAUCGAUCCUGCCUUCGUCACUCAACUGCGGACUCUUUGCCCAGAAAACGGUGAUGGGACCAGGCGUGUGGCACUGGACACUAACAGCGGCAACACGUUCGACGUCUCCUUCUUCACGAAUUUAAGGAACGGCCGUGGGAUACUUGAAUCUGAUCAGAGGCUUGCGACGGACGCUUCGACUAGGACCUUUGUGGACCGCUACUCUGGGACCAUCAGGGGCCUUCUUGGAUUGACGUUCAAUAUCGAGUUUGGGCGAUCAAUGGUUAAGAUGAGCAACAUUGAAGUGAAGACAGGGACUACAGGAGAGAUUCGAAGAGUCUGCUCUGCUGUUAAUUAAAGAACUAUAUUUGAGUAAUUUAAGUAUCAAUCUGUUUGUUAUCUUAUAUGAUUCUAAGGACAAGUUAUUUUCUCCAGAAGUUUGGAGAAUUUUAAAAUUCUAGGGGCAGAUAAUGUAAUUCUCUUUUUGUAAUGGAUCGUUUGAGAUCAAAAUGAUAGACAUCGCGAUGCAAUUGGGUA
This is a messenger RNA of Magnolia sinica, 1221 nucleotides long. Its product is annotated as peroxidase N1-like. The coding region runs from base 56 to 1042 and encodes 328 amino acids. The transcript has 3 exons. The record is from RefSeq and is a predicted model, not a curated record. NCBI's taxonomy places the organism in Eukaryota, Viridiplantae, Streptophyta, Magnoliopsida, Magnoliales, Magnoliaceae. Gene Ontology annotation, molecular function: peroxidase activity; heme binding. Gene Ontology annotation, cellular component: plant-type cell wall; plasmodesma. Gene Ontology annotation, biological process: hydrogen peroxide catabolic process; response to oxidative stress.